Messenger RNA from Phyllotreta striolata, 717 nucleotides. The record is from the annotation of a GenBank genome assembly. NCBI's taxonomy places the organism in Eukaryota, Metazoa, Arthropoda, Insecta, Coleoptera, Chrysomelidae.
AUGGAAAACGAGGGAAUUGUCCCUCUGAAUAAUAAGUCAGUCGACCCGAUCAACAUGUCCAAUCAUUCUAUUGAUCUCUACUAUUUUAUCAUGAGCCCUCCUUCAAGGGCGGUUCUGAUUACAAUGAAAGCGCUGGGUAUUAACCCUAACAUUAUAGUAACUAAUCCCAUGGCUGGGGAUACAAUGAAGCCGGACUAUUUGAAGUUGAAUCCUCUACACACUAUUCCUACGAUAAACGAUGAAGGAUUCGUGCUGUAUGAUAGCGGAGCCAUAAUGAAAUAUUUAGUAGAUCAAUACGGAAAAGACGACAGCUUGUACCCCAAGGAUCCCAAGAAGGGCGCCAGGGUGGCCCAACGGCUGUUUUUCGUAUCGGGAACGCUUUUCCCCGGAUUUUUCAAAACACACAUUCCUGUGGUUAUGGGAAGAACCGCGGAGGAAGCUGACAAAGAAAAGCUCAGAGAAGCUUUAACUUACAUGGAUAAACUUUUGGAGGAUUCCAAAUGGAUGGCCGGCAAUAGCAUGACUGUUGCCGAUUUUGCUGUGAUCACCCUAUUAUCUACAAUAGAGUCAUCGGGAUUGUUUGACGUGUCUUUUUAUCCCAAUCUGUGGCAAUGGUUUCAACAAUGCAAAAACGCAAUGUCCAGCUUCGGAUACGAGGAAAUCGUGCAAGCUGGUGCAGAUGCAUUCGGUGGUAUGGUUAAAAAAUCUGCCGAAUAA